UAAAAUGGUCUAAUCGAAGCUUGCCGAAGCCACAGAUCGCAGUCAGAAUUUCGCGCGAGAUGAUCGUCAGUGACUUGAUCAACAUCGCAUUCUGAGUUCACGAUACUGGGGGACAGGAUAUACAUCAAAGAACUUUAGUGAAUAAGUAAUUCUUAGUAAACCUGAUUAGUUUAUCAAGUUACACAACCCCGGAUUUUUCACCUCCAGGAUUGGCAGAGAAAAAACAAAAAGUUGUGCAAUCGCCGUUAAGAAAAUAAUCAAACUGCUCCGAGUCGUCAAGAUGAAGAUCAUGCUACUCAUCCUUCUGAUGUGUUGUCUGACUGUCAUCUGCUGUUCCGAGAUGAUCGAAAUCAAGAGCGCAAUAGAAACGCGUCACCAAAACUCAUCCAAUCUACUAGACGAUGUGAUCCUUGGAAAGAAUCCCCCAAGUCUUGACUUUGGCAAAAUUCCCACCGACUCUGGUGACUUGAACCUGACCUUCGUUCCUUGGCCCAUCACUAGAAACACCCAAAACGAAAACCAAUCGUCAAAUUCUGAUGACUUGAGGCCCGUAGCGAGAAUCUCGAAAAGUCUUUACUCGUCUGCUGUUUUUCCCUCUGCAAGAUCUUCUGACGAGCACCAGAUUAUUCCUGUAAGGCAGUCAUCCUGGGAGGAAACUUCUCCGAUUAUCGCUAACAGAACAAACAAUUACAAUACGGGAACGUCCGCUAUCUCGCAACAAAAUUUAGACCAUAGAAGAACUCUGCGACGCGACAGAGAGCGAAGACGAAGGAACGAGGCGAUCAAUCAUCAGUACCCCAAUACAGGAUACGGUGAGAACCCGGAGGAUCUCGACGCGGACUAUGCACCCCAAGAAAAUCAUUAUUCUCCUUCAACGAGUUACGGAGCGGAUUACACCGACUCAUACUCACCAAGCUUUCCAGAUCAAGUAAUCGAUCACCUACACGGUCCAGAGAAGUACAGUUCUUUCUCCACUGGUUCGGGCUACAGGAGCAACAGAUACUACGAGAACAGCGAGGAGUCAUCCUCGUACCCCGGAAGUCGGGAGUCCUGGCAUCCUCAUCACCAUCAUCAUCAUCCGCGACCGCCAUUGGCCUACCAAAAAUUGCCCGCCUACUCUUCGUGCGACAAUCCAGGCCGCGGAGAACCGACUCCAUCCUUGAUCGGCUUGCUCUCAGCGAUCGGUUCCAACCUACUGAACCUCUUCAAAAUCGGCCUGGGCAGCAGCCUGUCGAUAGCGAUACCGCUGAUAGCCCUCAAGUUCUUCCUGAUCCCGUUGAAGAUCUUCAAGUUGAUUAAAAUCGCGAAAAUCCUGCUGAAACUCUUCUUCGUCGUACCGUUCAUCCUGCGAGUAUUCGCCCCGUCUAUUUACUCGGCAAUCACGCAUCACGGGGUUGGAUUUGCCGAGAGGAUUGCCGAGGUUCGGACGGAGGAGAGCAGAGACAUCUUCGAUCAACCCGGCGAUAAUUCCACCCACUGGAACGUCCUCGGAGUUAACUUGACCGAGGGCUUCUUGGCGGAAGCGACAAGUGCUCAAAAAUGCCCCAGCAGAGUCGCCUGCGAGUUGGGCUCGUAUUUGGCCAGCAGGAACAGGCUGCCUGAAAAUCUGAGCAGAUUUCUUCUUCACGCUAACGAUUCUGAGGCGGGCAAAGACUCCCGCAUUAACACCGGUACCGAGAAAAAGGAAAGGGAAGAAGUUACCAGCGUUUUUAUUACAGCCCUGAUCCAACGCUGGACUUACGAUCGAUGCAACGUUUAUGCUUGUGGAAUUUCUCUCUAACAAUGAUAAAAUGCGAUAGCGUCUCUAUGCUCGGUAUAAUUAUCUCAGCGAGAGAAACAUUAAUUGUUCUUAUACUUGUUGUAUACAUGGAGCAUUCCAUACCAAUUCAAUUAGGGUCUCACCCUCACGCCCUUAUAUUUGGUUCGCGAUUUUUUAUAUUGCUGUUCCAACUCUAAAAAGCAACCCAAAUUUUUUUCAGCUUCUUCUAGCCCCCCUGACGUCCCCAUUGGGCUUCAAAUCAUAAUAUUUUGACAGCGAUUGCGACGUUUUUUAAAAUUAUGAAUAAAAAUGGCAUACAUUCUGUAGUGUGAUAAAAAUUUCAAGAUGGUUGUUGUGUUAGGAA
Molecule: messenger RNA, 2123 nt
Organism: Neodiprion virginianus
Lineage: Eukaryota; Metazoa; Arthropoda; Insecta; Hymenoptera; Diprionidae
Exons: 4
Coding region: 281-1780 (499 amino acids)
Source: RefSeq, a predicted model, not a curated record